AUGACACGCACAGACCCGCCUGACAUACUGGUUUCAACUGUGCAUCAAGAUAUAAAAGUGGUCCCCAUUUCUUCUCACUAUAAGUCCUUGCAACCCUCCGAACAAUGUGAUUCCAGAAAUUACAGCACACUGGAGGACAGAAAGAGCAAAGUUAAUAAGAGGCACUGCCGCACCUUUGACUUUCGGUCACUGGAGUACCCCAAAUCCAACAAAUACUCAAUGGAGUCCCCGUACAGGAAGGCCGAUAGGCAUGCAGCCAACCCAGACGUUGCCUGGAACGCCUUGGGCCGUCAGCAGAGAUACCGCUUCUCUGCUCCGGACAUUUUCAGCCAUAGGUUAACUCCUCAGCCAAUGGCUGCAGAAAUGCCAAGUGAGGUGGUUGUACCUGAACAAAAAAGAAGGACCAGGUCAAAAAGUGCCACUCGGGUCCAGACAAGUCUCACUCCUGUGUCUUUCGAAGGGCCCUCCUCUUCAGGAAGGAAGGGACGGGAGUCCCAAAGGGCUGCCAGAGACUCUCGCUGGAGACCAGAAGUAUCGCCACGUAGGGAAUCUUCCUAUGCAGCUACAAGGGCUCAUAUGCAUGAAGUCCAUCCUAUUAAGUUGCAGCCUCAAAUCGGUGACAGUAGUAAAUAUUCAUCUCACUAUGGUGCUGAUCAUUCAGAGGAGGGAGGGCUCGACAAACCAGCAACUAGUCCUCACGUCAGGUGCAGGGUGGACAUCAAACCUGACGACGCAGCGUUACAUCACUCCAGACAUAAACAGGCCACGCCUCACGUGGACAUACCCUGGCAGAGACACCACAGUGGGGGGGGCAGGAGCCUAACUGUGCCACGCCAUUUCUCCUACUCCCGAACACCAACUCCCACAGAUUCUUUAGGGACGGAGAGUCGCCAAGCCUACCAAUAUUCCCGCAGCAUGCCAAACAGCUACUUGCAGCCCAUGGAGAUCCCUUUGCAGAGAAUGCCUUCAUCAAGUGAUUACUAUGGUAGGGAACGCAGAGCCCAUUCCAGUCCUAAUGUGCCAACCAAGUUCUUUUAUGCAGAUGACCCGGGGAGGUAUGUGACCACCGCUGCUCCUCAGCCAAGUUCUUAUCUUCACGACGAACGUUACACACCAGGACAAGCAUAUACGCCAAAAGUGCAAUAUGUGCAAGAUCCAAGGACUCGAAUGGUGCAUGCCGUAGCCACAAGACCCUAUUAUCCCGAAAUGGAGACCUAUCCUUACCCUGUGCAGCCAGGGUAUCCCAAACCGUAUGCAGCCACUGAGCCAGGGCCGUAUAUCAUACAGACACCUCCAGCAAGGAUAUUUUAUGGAGAUGAUCCAAGGUCUUAUCAAGUCCAGACUGCCCCGCCAAGGUUUUAUUAUCCCAGCGACAUGUAUGCAAUGCCACCAGAGCAUCAUAUUCCAUCAAGGGCUUAUUACACAGAGGGCCGAAGACAUGCCAGAGUUGUUCAGCCCCAAUCAGAUGACUGGUAUGGCUCAGAAGCAUCGGGUUAUUCCACCAACCCUGCCUCAUAUGUAUCCCAAGUCACGCCAACAAGGGUCCGUCAAGACCCGGUCUUAACACCCUGGUAUGCCAGCCCAUGUGUAGAACCUCAAAGAAUUGGCACAGAUUCCAAGUCUUACUCAAGGUCCUGGGACAAUAUCCUCAACUCUCGCGUAGAAAGAGAGCAGCCUCUUCCUGUGCAGCGGGGUCAGAGUUAUGACGAUCUUCUUGAGUCCAGGAAGCCUGCAGCAGCCAAAACAGACAAACCACAACCAGUGGUGGUCAACCUCUCCAGUUCGCCAAGACGCUACGCAGCCUUAUCGAUGUCCGACAACUCACUGAUCGACAAAAGUCCAACAGAGGCAUCAAAAAGCCCGACUAGUAAACUCUGGUUCGUCACCCCGGAGAUAACCAUCACCGAUAAUGACAUGCGACCAGGGAAACUAAACAAGGGUGAGGGACGAUCUGCAAGUUGGGACGUUCUCGACUCCAGAAGCACUGAGGGUCCAGAAGCGUCUCAACAUGACUUCCAAAGCUCAACCAAAGAGAAGACACAUGACAACGCCUCGCUACAGCAAAGCCUUGAACAACUCGACGAGCUUCUGGCAGACCUGGUGACCGAUUACAAGCCGCCCAGUCGCAGGGCAAGUGAGGACAUUCUGGACCAGCUGAAGAAGUUAAUCGAUGAAGAAGAAGCAGUGUCCCUGUCAAGAAAGAGCUCAAAGGUGGGCACGGAUGAACCUCCUCCUCUGGAUAAACAGCCUACUUCCAUAAGGAUGACCCCUGAUCCUUCCCGAGACAUGGACGCAGCCAGCGAUGCCAUGAGAAGCGCAGAGGAGUGCUCCCCAGACCAGAGCCCGGAUGAAGACGAUACGAUGAUGUGCUCAAACAACAAAUGCCGGAGGACAGAGACCCUUUUCAAUGCUUGCCUAUAUUUUAAGUCCUGCCACAGCUGCUACACCUACUACUGCUCCCGUAACUGUCGCAGGGAGGACUGGGACAUUCAUAAAGAAAGCUGCCUGUACGGAAGAAUCGGCAGCACGUGCCGUCACAUCAUCAAACACUGCCGGGAGACUGUCGACGUCCACAAAGCCUUCUCCCGUAUCGCCAAAGUUGGCUACCUUUCCCGAGGUAGAGGAGUUCUCUUCCUUGGAUUUCCAAACCCUGCGUCAUCCAGCAGUUUUCUGCAGUACGGCCUCGAUAGUCUCCCUAUGUCUCCUACUUACCUGUCCCUCCGGGAGCUUGAAAGCUUCAGGGACAACCUCGGGGAGUACUGUAAGGAGCUGCAGGAAGCUGGGAAAGAGUACGACCCAAACGAAUGUUUCAUCUUGAAUGUAUCUAUCGCUGUCGGUGACCAGCUGCCCGAAGGGCCAUCGCCAAGGAACCAAUCGCCAACUGUGAGAAAAUAUGCAAAGGUAGCGCUGGCUUCAUUCAGUCCGGAGAGAAAGGUUCAAAAGAAAGAGAGCGACAUGGAAACGCUGAUCCUCACUCCGCCUCCGGGAACGGCGGACAUCGACAAAGAGGGAGAGGAGGGCAGGAAGGCCAGGGAAAUCUGCUUCAUCAACAUACAGCGAGAGUUAAGGAUUCGAGGAGUUUUCCUACGCCACGAAUACCCACAGGUGUACCAGCAGCUCUGUGAGUUUGUGGAAUGUAACAGAAGGUUCACGCCCACCACUAUUUACCCCAUCGAUAAGAGGACCGGUAAACAGUUUAUGUGCAUGAUAAUGGCUGCCUCUGAGCCCAGGACUUUGGACUGGGUGGGCACCCCUCAUCUCCUCGAUGACAUAAUUUAAGUGCACCUUUUGUUGUAAAUAUAUAUGUAUAGAAAUACAUAUAUAUUGAUACACAUAUUUAUAUAUCAAUCCAAUUACAAACAUUUGUAGAUAAGUAUUUUGUUAUCAAAAUGAAAUAUAUUCAUGUGUGCUUGGUCAGUAUUAUUCUUUUUCAGAAUAUUUCCUGUCCGGUGCAGAAUGAGUACAGUGCAUUUUUUAUUUUAGUCUUUUUACCAAGUACGAUUUUUUUAUCCAACACCAGUCAUUUACCUGUUUUCUGGUCAUUUACUCUUCAACCAGAGCUGGGCACACGUCCGUUAAUCCGUUAAUUAUCACGUUAAGUCUUUAAUAACUUCUUAACUUUAGCUGACGCUGUUUUCAGAGCAGGAGCAUGCAGAGCGUUCCUGUACUGCAGAGAGCCUGUUGAAUAAAGGGGCUUUUAUUGUGAAAUGCUGCUUCAUCUGUAGGAGGUUACCUACUUCCUGAGCAUCAUCUCUAUUAUUCUAUCUGCCUUUACAGACGGGGGCCAUCAUCUUUAAUGGUGAUUGUUGCUGUGCUCCUAACGCCCAGUGCUGCUGAUUUCACUCAUUCUUCAUUCGAGCGUUCACAGCUUAGGCCCUCUGCCAUAGCAAAGCUAACGUAGAGUAGCCUAACCCUUAAAUUCCACAUAAUCUGUACAUCUGUCUCCAGCACGUCCCAGAAGAGCCUCUUUGUUCGCAACUCAAGAUACAUGCCGAGUCUAUUUUCAGCACCAACUGCAGCCAAACAGUUUCAGUCCAAAGGAGGAAGAACGGGAAAAGAAUGCAGUCAGCCUCAGGAUUCACAGACUCCUGACAGUCAUCAUCACCAUACCAACACGGUUUUUUUACCCCGUAUUCAGAGCCGUGGCUGCAGCUCCCCUCUCUCUCUCUCACUGAAAAGUAAAAUCUAAAACCAUGUUUUCACAAAUGUCGUCUGUGGAUUUCCACCACCCAACAUAAAUGAUAAAGGCCAAAAUUUGGAGCCACAAAGAGACUGACUUGAAGAGUUGAGCUGUCUCACUAACUUGGCCCAGCGCCGUGCCCUGCAGGCUCUGUCAGGAUGGAUGGACCCACGGUUUUCUCUUUUAAAGGAGAAAAGGAACCACACAUCCUCUUCACUGUUAUUUUCCUGGCUCAUUUUGGCCUAUUGUGCACAUUUUUGCCAUUCAUAGAAAAAAACCUUCCUCUGAUAGUAAGAGAGAGUGUAAAGAGCUCUAAGCACAGCAGUUUGUUAGAUAAUCCCAGUAAUGAGAGGAACACGCCGUCAGGCUUCCAUCGGUUUUAAAGUCCAUGAUAACGUUCAUUUGAAGCAGAACUCACAGACUUACCUUCAGUGACGUUAACGGCUUAAUUAACGGAUUAAAGGAGCCAUUUUUUGUUUCUCUGUGCCCACCUCUGGUUUCAACACGUUCCCUUUUGUAGGGAUGAACCAACAGAACAUUGUGGUAUUUUUUCUAACUGUUAGCAACAACCUUUGAAACGUAGUCUCUUUAAAUUAGAGCGUUCA
Molecule: messenger RNA, 4785 nt
Organism: Cheilinus undulatus (humphead wrasse)
Lineage: Eukaryota; Metazoa; Chordata; Actinopteri; Labriformes; Labridae
Gene: ajm1
Product: apical junction component 1 homolog
Exons: 1
Coding region: 1-3279 (1092 amino acids)
Biological process (GO): cell-cell junction organization
Cellular component (GO): apical junction complex; plasma membrane
Source: RefSeq, a predicted model, not a curated record